AUGGACUCUCGGCGCAUGGCACCAGAGCUCGCGGCAAUGCCAAAGCCAGUCACAAAGACAGGCUCGACAUUCUUGAACCGCCCAUUCGCCGAGUUGAUCGCCGACCGUAGUGCGGAUCUGGCAGAAUUGAAAGUCGAACUGAGUUCAGCCAGAGACAAGCUCCACAUGGACGACAUAGCCCUCGUGCGCUACCUGUGUGGGUUUGGCAGUGUCCAGAACAGCUGUGCGGCCAUCCGAGCAGCCGCGCAUCUCAACACCAUCAAGGCAGACCUGCUGCAAUCAGCCGAAGUUGCCGAGCCUUACCCCCGUGCGAACAGGAUUGCGCCAUAUUCGCAAUUUCACCUUUGGGAAUCUGGGGACCGAAUGCUGUUUAUCGUCCCUGUCGCACAAACAGACUUCAAGCAGCUUAUGAAGGUAGCUUCUGAAGAGGACAUUAUCAACUACAGUCUUCAUACCGCGCGGAGACUUUGGAACUGGGUUGACAGGACUUCGCGCAAGUUGGGCAGAAUCAUGAAGUACGAGGUCGUUUGUGACUUCUCCGGCUUCUCAUUCCGUACGAUGCCUCCCCGUGCGUAUGUCAAG
Molecule: messenger RNA, 582 nt
Organism: Symbiodinium sp. CCMP2592
Lineage: Eukaryota; Dinophyceae; Suessiales; Symbiodiniaceae
Source: the annotation of a GenBank genome assembly